AUGAAGAAGUACAGGGAACACCUCGCAUACCUGUACAACCUGCACGAAGACUUUAAGGAUGAAUUCACAUCAAUCCUCAACUGGCCCCUCAUGCCAACUGAGUUUGAGGCUGCCUGGAAAAGACUCAUGGAUAAGUACAACCUCCACGAUUAUGCCACGAUGGUGGCCAUGUGGAAUGAGCGUGAGAGAUCGAUAUCAGCCUACUUCAAAGAAAUUUUCUGCGCCAAAAUGACAUCCACACAGCAAAGUGAGAGCAUGAACUAUGUGCUCAAGAAGAACUUCGUAAGUGUGAGACAAAACCUACACUGGUUUGUCAGCCAGGUAAACUCCUGCGUCAAAACCAGGAGGCAGACAGAGAAUCAGGAGACAAUGGAGACGGAAGAGCCCACAAAGUACCUCGUGCGCUACAACCACCCGCAAAAACUGUCUGCGUGGGCUCAGCACGCGUUCCAGGUGGUUGCAGACCCCGUGGGAGAAACAUAUGAGUGCAAGUGCAGGCUAUGGGACCACACAGGUCUUUUCUGCGUGCAUGUCCUGUGCAUGAUGCAGACAAUUAAGGCUGCCGGCGUUCCAGAGAAAUACAUCCUCAGGAGAUACACCAAACGCCCGAACAUCCAGCCAACAUUCAACAGAAAUGACUUGAGGAUAGUAGCGUCAAACAAGGCAUCCCAAUACUGCAUUGAAAGCUCACUGCUGACGCUGAACAUGAGGGUGCACAGAAAAAGCCUGAGAAGCCAAGAGCAAAUGGCGAGGUCACGGGUCGUCUUGGACAAGCUUGAACAAGAACUCGACGCCAUGCACUCUGCUGAAAAUGGAGGUGUCGCGGACAAUGAAGCCAUUGAGCAGGAUAUUGAUACAAUGUUAUCUGAGAUGAACCAUCUGGGAGCUGUUGACCCGUUCGACAAUGAGGAAGAGGAGCAGCAGCAACCAGAGCUUGCCCAUGUGCACACUCAAGAGUAG
Molecule: messenger RNA, 960 nt
Organism: Aegilops tauschii subsp. strangulata
Lineage: Eukaryota; Viridiplantae; Streptophyta; Magnoliopsida; Poales; Poaceae
Source: RefSeq, a predicted model, not a curated record